Messenger RNA from Rasamsonia emersonii CBS 393.64, 912 nucleotides. RefSeq names its product MIND kinetochore complex component Mtw1. Gene Ontology annotation, cellular component: chromosome, centromeric region; nucleus. The transcript has 3 exons. Gene Ontology annotation, biological process: kinetochore assembly; mitotic sister chromatid segregation; protein localization to kinetochore. The coding region runs from base 1 to 912 and encodes 303 amino acids. The record is from RefSeq and is a predicted model, not a curated record. Lineage: Eukaryota; Fungi; Ascomycota; Eurotiomycetes; Eurotiales; Trichocomaceae.
AUGAAUGAUGCGACGACUGCUCUGCUCACGGAGCACUUUAGUUAUACUCCUUUGGCCAUCUCCAGUCUCGAAUCGGGGCUGCUGUCGACUCCUCCCGAGCGGUUGGGCUUCCGCCACUCCAACAACGGCACGACCAUUCCGGAUACCGAUGGAGACGGCAAUGUCGAAUAUCCAGAGGCGAAGCUGGAAAUCGAGAAUGGACUGAACCAACUAGAGACGUUGUUCGAGGCGAAUGUGGACAAGGCGUUUGAUAAAUUCGAGAUCUACGUGCUGCGAAACAUCCUCACUGUGCCGCAAGACCUGGUGAAUUGGGUGAGACUUGGACAUUACGAGAAUCUAUCUUUCUCCGAUCAAGAAUCAGACGCACCCACACCCGAGUCGAUUAAUCUACAGCGGAAGAAGCUGCAAGAGACCCGGAAGCUGCAACGCGCUCUGAAACAAGAGUGCGAGCGAAAUGAUGCCAUAAUCGCCCAACUGCGCGCGAUACUAUCAGAUGCUCAAUCGGCGACUUCAAAACAAUCCGCAGGGGACAGCCAGCAGUCUGCUGGACAAGAUGCUCCGAAUUUAUCCUUCUUGACGUCUGAUCCGGCCGCAAAGCAGUUGAAUGUGGGCAGCAAUGCAGGUCCUUUAACGACGAACACUACCUUCAUACUGUCUCAGCUGCCAGCCCUGCGUUCUAUGCUGAACCAGCUGCGCCCCAAGCUGAGCACACUCCCGAAGUCUGUUGAUGAGAUGGACUUGGAUUCCAAAAAGGACGAGAGACGAGAAUACAUUGAGAGCCGGGUCCGCCUGCACCUCGAGCGUGCUGGGGAACCAGCUUUGGGCGAUGGAAACAGCGUGGUUGCAGGCAGGAAAAUCAAGCGCUCUGAAGCGCAGGCGAUUGAGAACGUUGCUAAUAUACUAAACAAGUAG